GCCCCGCUGUCCGCUUGGGCCGCUCAUGGCGCAGCCGGGCCCUGGAGGAGGAGAGGCCGCUUCCGAUGUUUCUCUCCAGCAGCGGGUGGCAGAGCUGGAAAAAGUCAACGCAGAGUUCUUACGCACAAAGCAGCAGCUUGAGCAAGAAUUUAAUCAAAAGAGAGCCAAAUUUAAAGAGCUGUAUUUGGCCAAAGAAGAGGACUUGAAAAGGCAGAAUGCUGUCCUGCAGGCAGCUCAAGACGACCUCGGGCACCUCCGGACACAGCUGUGGGAAGCCCAGGCCGAGAUGGAGAACAUCAAGGCCGUCGCCACGGUGUCCGAGAACACCAAACAGGAAGCCAUCGAUGAGGUGAAGAGGCAGUGGCAAGAAGAGGUCGCCUCCUUGCAGGCCGUCAUGAAAGAGACAGUCCGUGACUACGAGCACCAGUUUCACCACAGACUGGAGCAAGAGCGCACGCAGUGGGCGCAGUACAGAGAGGCUGCAGAGAGGGAGAUUGCUGAUUUGCGCAGGAGGCUGUCUGAAGAGCAGGAGGAGGAGAAUCUGGAGAACGAGAUGAAAAAGGCCCAAGAGGAUGCGGAAAAACUGCGUUCCGUGGUGAUGCCGAUGGAGAAAGAGAUAGCGGCUCUGAAGGACAAACUGAGCGAGGCCGAGGAGAAGAUCAAGGAGCUGGAAGCCUCCAAGGUGAGAGAGCUGAAUCACUAUUUGGAAGCGGAGAAGUCUUGUAGGACCGAUCUGGAGAUGUACGUGGCUGUCUUGAAUACACAGAAGUCUGUCCUACAAGAAGAUGCAGAGAAGCUUCGGAAAGAGCUGCAUGAAGUUUGCCGCCUCCUGGAGCAGGAGCGGCAGCAGCACAACCAGCUCAAACACACCUGGCAGAGGGCCAAUGACCAGUUCCUGGAGUCCCAGCGGCUGCUCAUGAGAGACAUGCAGCACCUGGAGGUGGUGCUCACUUCGGAGCAGCUGAGGCAAGUGGAGGAGCGCAAGAAGAGAGAUCAGGAGGAAGAUGAGCAGGAAAGAGUCAACAAGAGGAAGGAGCCGGAGAAGAUGGAUGCCGAAGAGGAGGUCAAGGUUCCUGUGGUCUUUGCUCUGACGCAGGAUGAGGCGUUCCCUCCCUCUGAGGAGGAACAUUUAGAUAGCCAUGGCUCAGUCCAUUCAUUAGACGCAGACUUGCUGCUGCCCUCAGGCGAUCCCUUCUGCAAACAGGAUGGUGAUGUGUUUAAAGAAGGACUGCGGCGGGCACAGUCCUCAGACAGCCUGGGAACCUCGGGAUCGCUACAGUCCAAAACUUUGGGGUAUAACAACAAAGCAAAAUCUGCUGGGAACCUUGAUGAAUCUGAUUUCGGACCGCUGGUGGGAGCAGAUUCAGUGUCUGAGAACUUUGAUACAGCCUCUCUGGGAUCCCUUCAGAUGCCGAGUGGGUUUAUGUUGACCAAAGAUCAGGAAAAGGCCAUUAAGGCCAUGACUCCUGAACAGGAAGAGACCGCUUCACUCCUCUCCAGCGUCACGCAGGGGGUGGAGAGCGCAUAUGUGUCUCCCAGUGGCUACCGCCUCGUCAGUGAGACUGAAUGGAAUCUCCUGCAGAAGGAGGUGCAGAAUGCUGGGAACAAGCUUGGCCGGCGAUGUGACAUGUGUUCCAACUACGAAAAGCAGCUGCAGGGCAUCCAGACCCAGGAGGCGGAGACCCGAGACCAGGUAAAGAAGCUCCAGGUCAUGCUCAGGCAAGCCAAUGACCAGCUGGAGAAGACAGCAAAGGACAAGCAACAGCUGGAGGAGCUGAUGAGGCAGAGCUCGGAGGAGUCUGGGCGUCAGAUCUCGGCCCUGGCGCUCAGAACCAACGAGUCGGAGCUCGUGCUGGGUGAACUUCAGCAAGCACUCUCACAGGCCCAGAGGAGCGCACAAGAGCAGAUGGGCGUGCUCAUGCAGUCGCGGGAGCAGGUGUCCGAGGAGCUGGCCAGGCUGCAGAAGGAGAACGAGAGUCUGCAGGGGAAGCAUGGCCUCCACCUGGCCUUACAGCAGGCCGAGGAUUUCGUCCUCCCAGAGUCGGCGGAGGACCUGCGGGAGCUGGUGCUGAAGUACCGGGAGAACAUGGUCAGUGUGAGGACGGCCGCCGACCACGUGGAGGAGAAACUGAAGGCAGAAAUCCUCUUUUUAAAAGAGCAGAUACAAGCCGAGCAAUGUUUAAAGGAAAACCUGGAGGAGACUCUGCAGCUGGAGAUCGAGACCUGCAAGGAGGAAAUUGCUUCCAUCUCUAGCCUGAAAGUGGAGUUGGAGAGGACCAAGGCUGACAAGGAGCAGCUGGAAUCCACCUUAAGAGAGAGAACGGAGCAGCUGGCAAGCCUUCGAGAGAUGGAGAUGAAUUUGGGGGAGCAGCUGAAGAGAGAGACUGUGGCCAAGACAAAUGUGGAGCAGCUGAUGUUUGAGGAGAAGAACAAAGCUCAGCGUCUGCAGACAGAAUUGGACGUCAGCGAACAGGUGCAGAGAGACUUUGUCAAACUGUCCCAGACGCUGCAGGUCCAGCUAGAGCGGAUCCGGCAGGCAGACUCCUUGGAGAGAAUCCGGGCCAUUCUGAAUGACACAAAACUGACGGACAUUAACCAGCUUCCGGAGACAUGACAGGCUGACCCUGGGACUCCCAGACUGCAGUUGGGGUUUUUAACUCAUCUUUAUAGCAACGUUAAUUAUUAUUUAACUCUUAACGGAAGAAGCUGAAGAGAACAGGGAAGGAGGAAAGACUUUGUUGGGCCCGCUGGGCGGGAGAGGACGGCGGCUCCCGAGUUUGGCCUCCAGCCUCUUUUUAGGAGGCCCUGGCUCACGGAGGCUCAUGGAACAUUUCCCCCAAGUGGCCCAGUGGCUUCUGGAAUCCCUAAUGACGUUCACAAGAAGGUGGGAGAAUGAACGGCAACCCGUGUUUUCUGUUGGAAUAGGGCUAGUCCAUAACAGUAUUCAGCUAGGAGACAGGGUAGGUCUGCUGUAUGAAUAUUUUAUAUUAAAAUAUGAAUUUGUGAGCAGGUCAUUGGGUAGUGAUUGUAUUUCCAAGCCCAGUUUAUACUGUUUUGUCUUGAGAGGGUUAAGACCCCACUGAAAUCUCCCCAAGCGGACCUGCUUAGGUGAGUGUGGAAGUGGGCUCUGGAAACCCAAGGUGGAUUUGAGAAAAGCACAAACACGUGACCAGGAAGCCCUUUUCCACAAACUGCCCAUGUCGGAGUCCAUUGGCCUCCAUGGGGUCCUCCUGCUGUUUGUUGACUGGCUGGGGAAAACAGCCAGCUGUUAAUAAUUGCUGGAGGGCUUUCUUUUAACCUGCAUUAAUUGGGGGGAGGAGGGGACCUGCACAAGUUUAUCGUGCCAAGUCCUUCCCUGGGGCUAUCUGGUGAGCACAUCGUCAUGAGGAAGGAUGGAUGCCAACAACGGCCGUGAUCUCCAGCAUUGUGCCCCGCUUCCCUGGGAGUCCCACGGGAGCUGCCACGUGCAGCAAGCCUGGCCAAUACAACUCCUUUCUGACUGUUGAAACACAUGGGACCUUCUGCCAGCCCCUCCCUCUUUGGAACUGGCUUUACUAAAAGUAUUUUGAAUAAAAUCCCCACCUCCUGAAGGCCUCCUAGCUCCCUCUCCUUGUGAGCUGGCCACGAGCUAGAGGGCCUCCCAGAGAAAGCUGCUCCCCUUCCUUGGGCGUGGCCAAUACAUCCCCUUCGCCAGGGCAGCCUGGCUCUGCCCCCCCCCCCCCCCAUCGGGGGCCAGGACUGUGCUCUGACACCCGGCUUUCUUAACCCCUCAUCCUGCUGCCCAGACAGAGAAGCACGCUGUUGGUGUCUUGUGCUGUCAAUCAACUGUAACCAUUGUUAACUGUACUGAAGGUGUGUCCUUAAGCGUGUUCACAUUAAAAACAAGCUGCUGCCCA
Messenger RNA from Vombatus ursinus (common wombat), 3896 nucleotides. RefSeq names its product rabaptin, RAB GTPase binding effector protein 1 (gene RABEP1). Lineage: Eukaryota; Metazoa; Chordata; Mammalia; Diprotodontia; Vombatidae. Gene Ontology annotation, molecular function: GTPase activator activity; growth factor activity. The record is from RefSeq and is a predicted model, not a curated record. The transcript is spliced from 18 exons. Gene Ontology annotation, biological process: Golgi to plasma membrane transport; endocytosis. Gene Ontology annotation, cellular component: endosome; endocytic vesicle. The coding region runs from base 26 to 2614 and encodes 862 amino acids.